Molecule: messenger RNA, 1258 nt
Organism: Drosophila albomicans
Lineage: Eukaryota; Metazoa; Arthropoda; Insecta; Diptera; Drosophilidae
Product: zinc finger protein-like 1 homolog
Exons: 5
Coding region: 263-1159 (298 amino acids)
Cellular component (GO): Golgi apparatus
Source: RefSeq, a predicted model, not a curated record
UGCUAUGGAGACGAGACAGUGGAAAUACGUGGCUGACAAUUCUGUGAUUGACCAGACGAAAAUUCCAACAAAAGCCAACUAAAAUCAAUUUAAGUACAUUUUAAUUAACAUUAAAUAUGCGAUAACGCUAUUUGGUCCGGAAGUGCGCUUCUAAUACACUCUCAAGUGCAAUAAUACGAACCCAAACAAUAAAGUAAUCGAACGACAAUAAGCUCACAGCACCCGCCACCGCCCCCGAGCAGCAACAGUAACAAAAACCGCAAUGGGUCUCUGCAAAUGUCCAAAACGUUUGGUGACCAAUCAAUUCUGCUUUGAGCAUCGCGUCAAUGUUUGCGAGCACUGCAUGGUCCAGAGUCAUCCCAAGUGCAUCGUGCAAUCCUAUUUGCAAUGGCUGCGGGAUAGCGACUAUAUAUCCAAUUGCACGUUGUGCGGCACCACGCUAGAGCAGGGCGAAUGUGUGCGUCUCGUCUGCUAUCAUGUUUAUCAUUGGGACUGCUUGAAUGCGCGACAAGCCGGUUUGCCUGCCAACACAACUCCUAGUGGCCACAAGUGUCCCAGCUGUCGUGUGGAGAUCUUUCCCACAUCGAACCUUGUUUCGCCGGUCGCAGAUGCACUAAAAACGUAUCUGUCCCAAGUCAACUGGGGUCGCAAUGGACUAGGACUUGCUUUGCUUUCAGAUGACCAGAGCAAUGCUCUAAAGGCAAAAGCAAUUCAGGCUGUUAGCAAUAUCACCAAAGUGCAUCAUCAUCAACAUUCCGCUGGAGAACGUGAGCGUGUGAAACCGAACGGCGCCGAUGCCUCCAGUCCACAUUCCGUGCUCUUAAUGGAUGCUUUCAAUCCGCCCAGCUCUGGCGAUAUGCAUGCGACAAGUAGCCGACGUCCGUUGUUGCCACGUCAAUCGCCAAUUGGCGGCACCGAUCGCGAUGAUAACAAAUAUCAGCGCCGCACACCAGCCGAGCUUUUCUCACGCUGGACACGUCGCUUCUAUGCGCCAUCUUCGCGACCACCUUGGCGACGCACCUGGUUCCUGGUGCUCAGUGGCAUUUUGGCAUUCAUUAUGUUUGUGUAUUUGAUGGCGCUGCUGGGACGCGGCAGUGGCAACGAUGGCUUGGACGACAGCUGGAACAAUCCAAAUCCCAAUCCGAAUCAUUAUGAAUAAGUUGUGCUCGUUCUCCCUCCCUCCCUACACACUUAUUUAUGUAAUCCAGAUAUACGAAAUCUAUUGAUAGCUUUUCAAAGAAAACAAAAUAAUAAUUUA